CAAACCCAACUUUAGUCACAAACUUUGGCGGAUUUUCAGAGCUCAGAAAGGACGAAGGAAAAGGUCAGAAAACAUCAUCAUCAACUUGAUAAAUGAGGCGCAGUGGGACAGAGCACAACAACAAAGGUGAGAACCAAACAAGCUUGAAUCUGACACCUUUAUUCAUUAAAACUAAUUCAUUAGGGCCCCAUCGGUUAACGGACAUGCAUCCAAACGCAAGCUGGUGCACGUCUCCACCAUCCCUGGCGUCGCUGAUGAUGUCCGGACAGGAAAAAUCACCGUCCCAGAGAGACCAUUAACGCAGCGUUAAUGACCGCCCGUCAGGAGCGUCCUCACUCUGAUUUAUUUCCACUUUAGGAAAAAACAAGACAAAAAACCUCCCUGAUCGGACAACAGAUGACUGGAGGAGUAAAGAAAGAAGCUAUUUAAAUCUGAAUCUUGCAGAUCUGUUCAUACAGAAGAUGGCUGUUGUCUAGGUGACACAAAUGAUGCUCCAACAAUCCUAAACGACACAUUAUGAACCGGUGAGUAACCAUACAGCUGUAAUGCCUCAUAUUAUUAAACAUGAUUACACUUGAAUGUAAUGACAAGAGUUUUACAAGGAUACAAACCAGAAAAAGCUGAGAUUCCAGUUAUUUAAUUGGCCACUAUUGCAUUUUAGGUUUGUUUUCUUGGUGUUUUCAUGUUUUAUCUUUUCUUUGGUCCAAUUUAUCUGAUUUGUUUUCCCCUUCAAGUCCUCCAAACCUUUCAGUUCUUCUGAGUCUAUUGGUUCCUCAAGUUGAGAAGUUAAGUUCAAGGUGAGGAGUUUUUAAAUUACAACUGACUGAAUUUUUAAAAGCAAAUUCACUUUAACUUCAGUCUUAUUUUUAAUGUAUGUUUUGUUUUAUAUGAUUGAUGUUUGUUCCCUUUUUGUUUUUCUCAUUUAUUUAAUCGUUUUUAUCUUUUUAUUCCUACUUGAUAUUUUAAAUUCCACCAUCUUUAUUCCACCAUAAAGAUAAGAGAAGUUAAGUUCCCUUAUCUUUGACGAUAAAUUUUAUAUAUACAUUUAGAAUGUUUAUCUGAUGCUUCCACAUUAAAUUUCAGUUCUGCAUUUUAUGUAACUUUUUUAAAAAUAGUUUUCAAAUAAUUAAUAUUGUUACAAUGACUGAGAUGAGAAGGAAAUAAUGUUUUUGAUAGAAACGGUUUUAAAUGUAUCGGAAAAUUAAUUGCAAGAUUGCAAUUAAUUGCAAGAUUAUUCCAAUUUUUGGAUCCAACCAAAUGUCCCCUAGUGUUAGUACAGCAUAUGAAAUUGUCUGAUUUACGUCAAACUCAAAAAGUAAAAAGUGAAAAGAAUUUUGUUUUACAAUACUUUGCAAAAGUAUUUCCACAUUUUUGUCAUGUUACUACCACAAACUUUUCUGUAUUUUAAUCAGGAUUUUUUGAGAGACCAUCACAAAGUAGUAAAUAACCGUGAAGCAAAAGAAAAAUGCUAAAAUAUUUGAACACUUUUUGCAUAUAAAAUCUGAAAAAUGUGGCAUACAUUUGUAUUUCGUUACUUUAACUUUUAAACCCCAAAGUAGUUCCAGAGCAACAAAUCAAUGUCAGAGGUCAUAAAUCAUCAGUAGGUUUUCUAGUUUGAUAUUAAACACCCAAACCCAGUAGAUAGACUGGUUAAGUUCUGGGAUGGUUUUCUUCAGCUGAGGCAGAAAAGCUGGAUGAUGGGAGGUGGAUGGAGCUACAGGAAAUUAAGAAUAGUUUUGCAAAUUUGAUCUCCAUCCAACCUGAUUAAAGUUCAACUGUUGUAUAAAAAAAAUAUGGACAAAAACUUCAGUGUCUUACUGUAAAAAGCUGGUGAAAGCGUUAGCGUAGGCUAAAUGCCUUACAGCUGCAACUGAAACGAAAUGUGAUACUACAAAGUAUCGACUCAGAGAAUGAAUAAAAAUAGACACCAUAUUUUGCAGAUUAGUUGUAAAAACAAUCAGGUAUUCUUUCCUUCUGCUUCACACUCAUGGCCUUCUAAUCUUUGUUAUGACAAUACUUUUAUAAGACACAGCUUAUUUGUUAAUUUCAAAAAUAAAAUCUGACUUUGAUUGACUGGUCUAAUUUGUCUUUUUAGGAGAAUGAUGGAGAACCCGACAGCUCCUUUGUUCCUCCACAAUCUCAAACAAAGCACCAACUCAUCUCAUGGAGAUCCACCAAACGUCUCAUUGUUUUCCGUUUCCCCGUCUCCAUCCCGUCCACCUGCUGAUGUUGUCAUUUCCCCCAAUGUGCCGUACAUGACGGCUGAGCUCAUCAUCGCCCUUUUGUCUACUCUUGGUAAUUUGCUGGUCUGCGCCGCAGUGGGUCUCAACCGCAGGUUACGCACCGUCACCAACUACUUCCUAGUGUCGCUCGCAGUCGCAGACAUCUGUGUGGGCAUCAUCGCCAUCCCCUGUGCCAUCCUGACAGACACCGGCUUACCACGUUACAACCUCUAUCUGUGCCUCCUCAUGCUCAGUGUUUUGAUCAUGUUCACGCAGAGCUCCAUCUUCAGCCUCCUGGCAGUGGCUGUGGAGCGCUACGUCGCCAUCUUCAUGCCCUUCCGCUACCGUGUCCUGAUGACGCCUCGCAACGCCAUCCUGGUGAUUCUCGCCACAUGGUUGCUGGCCUUCCUCAUCGGGCUUGUGCCUCUCAUGGGCUGGCACAAGACGCCGCCCGAUUCCGGCCACUGCUUCUUUGUGCUGGUGGUGGACAUGACCUAUAUGGUCUAUUUCAACUUCUUCGCCUGCGUGCUGGCGCCCCUCGUCAUCAUGUUCCUCAUCUACGCUCAGAUCUUCGUCACGGUCAAACAGCAAGUGCGACGGAUCGGACCGGAGCAGCGGAGCCGUGCUGAGGGCCAGAGCCGAGCGGCGGCCAGCAUGCGGCGGGAGAUGAAGAUGGCCACGUCUCUCUUCCUGGUUCUUUUUCUCUUCACCGUCUGCUGGAUCCCUCUUCACAUCAUCAACUGCUUCCUGCUGCUCUGUCCGCGCUGCCCCGUGCCGUUCGAACUGCUGCUCGCCGCCAUCAUCCUGUCGCACGCCAACUCUGCCGUCAACCCGUUCCUGUACGCGUACACCAUGACGGCUUUCAGAGACACUUUCAAGGCUAUUUUCUUGUGCUGCAGGACGUUGCGAGACCGAGAGGAGUCGAACCAGCACAACAGAGGAGAAGAAAGAAACACCAGGUCGAACCAGUGAUCCACAACAACACUGUAAAUAUUACUGUCCAUUUUUCCAAGUAAAAAUUCCAAAUAGUAAAGAAUUUUCUCCUGGUCCUGGGAGGAGAAAUCUGCCCUAAAGUUUAGAUCAGAACCAAAAAAUAAAAAAUCAAACCUGACCGAGUCCAAUGCUUAUGGACUCCGUCCGGUUUGAUUUUUUUUUUUU
Xiphophorus hellerii (green swordtail) is the source of this 3380-nucleotide messenger RNA. It is a transcript of the gene adorb1a, whose product is annotated as adenosine receptor B1a. Gene Ontology annotation, biological process: G protein-coupled adenosine receptor signaling pathway. Gene Ontology annotation, molecular function: G protein-coupled adenosine receptor activity. The record is from RefSeq and is a predicted model, not a curated record. Gene Ontology annotation, cellular component: plasma membrane. Bases 2100 to 3194 code for a protein of 364 amino acids. NCBI's taxonomy places the organism in Eukaryota, Metazoa, Chordata, Actinopteri, Cyprinodontiformes, Poeciliidae. The transcript has a single exon.